CGAGCAUCAGUUCUGAAGUUUUACUACGCCAUGUCGACUUCCCAGUCGCUCGACGUUGAAAAAGAUGCAGGCACAGACUAUGCCCACUUAACCAAUGAGUCUGUCCGCAGCUUUAGUUGGGAAGGCAUCACAGUCACAGUGAAAGACCGGUACACCAAGCAACCCCUGGAGAUUCUCUCCGGAGUCAAUGGCAUCGUCAAAGCUGGCGAGAUGCUCGCUCUUAUGGGUCCAAGUGGGUCGGGAAAGACCACUCUUCUUAAUGUGCUGGCCCAUCGCAAAGCAUCAGGUGCUUCCGUACAAGAGUCGCUCCACCUGAAUGGCGCCGUCACCGACCUCAAGACCUUCCGAAAACUGUCCAGUUUCGUCGAACAAGAAGACGCCCUCGUCGGUUCACUCACUGUCCGAGAGACCCUUUACUUCGCCGCCAGACUCGCGCUUCCCAGCUCCGUCUCAAAGUCGGAACGGAUUGCACGAAUCGAAGCCCUUCUUGCUGCAUUUGGCUUGCAGAAACAAGCAGAGACGCUCAUUGGAACCCCGAUUCGCAAGGGCGUGUCCGGCGGACAGAAGAGGAGGGUCAGUGUCGCCAGCCAGUUGAUUACUAGCCCGAAGAUUUUGUUCUUAGACGAGCCCACGAGUGGUUUGGAUUCUUCGGCGAGCUUCGAAGUCAUGAACUUUGUGAGAAAUAUCGCAAAGCAGUACAAGAUCCUCGCCAUUGCCUCCAUCCACCAGCCUUCAACGAGCACGUUCGAUCUCUUCGACAAGUUGCUGCUCCUCUCUCGGGGCAAGACUGUCUACAAUGGUGCGGUGAGGGGUGUCCGAGACUACUUUGCGAGUCUGGGGCAUAGCAUGCCUCUCUACAUGAACCCCGCGGAAUACAUCCUUCAACUCGUCAACACCGACUUUUCAAGAGACCAGGAGGAAUCCGAUGAUAAGCUCGCGCAUCUCCACUCAUCCUGGCAACGAUCUACUAAAGCUGCGGCCGCAACCUCCGAAAUCCGGAGCUGUGUUUCGGACCUCUCGGCUUGUGCAGUUCUCUCGGACCUUACCCAUGAUUCGGCCAACAAGUUUCUUAUUCCCCUCACCCUCAUCCACCGCUCCUUCAUCAAAUCGUACCGCGAUAUUGUGGCUUACGGUAUCCGCAUCGCAAUGUACAUGGGUCUUGCGAUCAUGAUGGGAACAGUCUGGCUCCGUUUGGAUCCCGUCCAAUCCAACAUCAACGCCUUUACCAAUGCCAUCUUUUUCGGCGGUGCGUUCAUGUCCUUCAUGGCCGUGGCGUACAUUCCGGCGUACCUGGAAGACUUGCAUCUCUAUACUAAGGAGAGACUCAACGGACUCUACGGCCCCACGGCGUUUAUGAUUGCCAACUUUAUCAUCGGCAUACCAUAUCUCUUCAUCAUCGCAUUCCUGUUUUCGGUAGUCUCAUACUGGCUGGGCAACUUCCGAGACAGCGCAGAAGGCUUCUGGGUCUGGGUAAUGUGGCUUUUCUUGGAUCUUGUCGCUGCCGAGUCCUUGGUCGUCCUGCUAUCUUCCCUCAUCCCAAUCUUCGUCGUCGCAUUAGCCGCUACGGCGUUUGCGAAUGGGCUCUGGAUGAGUGUCAACGGCUUCAUGGUGCAACCCGGCACGCUCAACGUCUUCUGGCGGUACGUGUUCCAUUACAUCGACUACCAAGCAUACGUCUUCCAUGGCAUGAUGGUCAACGAGUUUGGAAAGAGGUCGUACGCGUGCGAGACGCUGCCGGAUGGUAGCUGCUAUUGCAUGUAUCCGAGUGCGCUGCAGGACCAGUGCAUGAUUGACGGCAAGGCGGUGCUUUCGAGCUAUGGCUACAACACUGGCAAUGUAGGCAAGUAUGUGGGCUACAUGCUAGCGAUUACGCUUGGAUAUCGGCUUUUUGGUUGGUUGGUGCUGUACUUGAGGAAGCAUUGAGCUGUGCGGCUCGGGAUGUGGGGGACAUGGUUAGAGGGGCUUGGAUUAGGCAUACCCGGCUCGCUGUACUUGCUCGACGAUAGAAUAUACGCCCGAUAGACACUUCCG
This is a messenger RNA of Trematosphaeria pertusa, 2031 nucleotides long. Its product is annotated as ATP-binding cassette transporter-like protein. NCBI's taxonomy places the organism in Eukaryota, Fungi, Ascomycota, Dothideomycetes, Pleosporales, Trematosphaeriaceae. Gene Ontology annotation, cellular component: membrane. The coding region runs from base 31 to 1923 and encodes 630 amino acids. Gene Ontology annotation, molecular function: ATP binding; ATP hydrolysis activity; ABC-type transporter activity. The transcript is spliced from 5 exons. The record is from RefSeq and is a predicted model, not a curated record.